Molecule: messenger RNA, 5125 nt
Organism: Pangasianodon hypophthalmus (striped catfish)
Lineage: Eukaryota; Metazoa; Chordata; Actinopteri; Siluriformes; Pangasiidae
Gene: ednraa
Product: endothelin receptor type Aa
Exons: 8
Coding region: 300-1583 (427 amino acids)
Biological process (GO): enteric nervous system development; vasoconstriction; regulation of blood pressure
Cellular component (GO): membrane
Molecular function (GO): endothelin receptor activity
Source: RefSeq, a predicted model, not a curated record
CACAUACACACACACAUACACACAGGAAAAGCUGGAGACAGUCUCCACAGCACCUCACACAGCAGCCUCAGUGCGGCUCGGCGGCCCAAACGGGAUCCUCCUCUACUUUGAUAGUUGCUUAAUUACUCAUGUGAUGGCAGGCAGAUGUCUGGGAUGCUCCAGCUCAAAGUUCUCCUGAAUAACUCGCUGACUGACUGAGUGACAGGAUCCGAGGGGAGGCAGACGUUUAAGGAGCGCCCUGGCAUGUACGUAAUUGGAAUUGUCUUAUCUGUGAAUCAAACAACGUAACACAUUCAGCAAUGGUCCCUCUGACCCUACGCACAUUCUUGCUAACAGCCAUCAUGGCCUCCAGUGGACUGACUCAAGCAAACAUCACUGAGGAGGUCACUAGCACCCUCUUUCCCAUCUCCACCAUCAAUCCCAUGGGACCCAUCAGCCAAGCGGGAAAUCUCCCAGGCUCUCGGAGCCAUUUAGGAAACAAUCGCAACAAAUCCUUUCCCUUCUGUAAAGAACAAACUUCCAUUACAGAUACCUUCAAGGUCAUCAAUACCUUCAUCUCGUGUGUGGUAUUUGUGGUGGGCUUGGUGGGAAAUGCCACAGUGCUGAGGAUUAUCUACCAGCACAAGUGCAUGAGAAAUGGACCUAAUGCUCUGAUAGCAAGCCUGGCACUGGGGGACCUCAUCUACAUCACCAUAGACAUUCCCAUCACCGUGUACAAGCUUCUGAUGGGAAAAUGGCCGCUGGAUGACACCAAUUUUGGAGUCUUCCUGUGUAAACUGGUUCCCUUCCUUCAAAAAGCAUCGGUGGGCAUCACAGUGCUGAACCUGUGUGCACUCAGCGUGGACAGGUACAGGGCUGUUGCCUCAUGGAGUCGUGUUCAGGGAGUUGGCAUUCCUUUACUCACCGCUGUUGAAAUUGUGGUUAUCUGGGUGCUGUCAGUCAUUCUGGCCGUGCCUGAGGCUAUCGGGUUUGACGUGGUGACCUUCACAUACCGCAACAUGACUAUGCGUACCUGCAUGCUCAAUGUUUCUGAGUCCAAAUUCAUGCAGCAAUAUGUAAUCGCAAAGGACUGGUGGCUGUUUGGAUUUUAUUUCUGUAUGCCACUGGCCUGCACAGCAGUUUUUUACACCCUCAUGACCUUCAAGAUGCUCAGCCACAGGAACGGAGCUCUCCGGAUUGCCCUAAGUGACCACCUCAAACAGAGGCGAGAGGUGGCCAAGGCAGUUUUCUGUCUGGUUUUGAUCUUUGCGCUCUGCUGGAUCCCCCUGCACCUCAGCAGAAUCCUGAAGAAAAUGGUGCCCAAUCCUCUUGAUGAAAACCGCUGUGACCUGUACAGCUUCCUCUUGGUCCUGGACUAUCUUGCCAUAAACCUGGCCACUGUCAACUCCUGCAUCAAUCCCAUCGUCCUCUACUUUGUCAGCAAGAAGUUCAAGAAUUGCUUUAAGUCUUGCUUGUGUUGUUGGCGCAGCUCAAAGAACCAAGUCACCAGCAUGGGGCAGAUGAAUGGCACAAGUAUCCAGGGCAAAACCCAAGACCCCAAAAACCUCCAGAUUGAUCGUGCCAUCCGGAAGUACAGCUAUUGAACAAAUUGAUGAUCUAUACUGCAUUACAUUUACUUAUUUUGGCAGAUGUGUUUUUAAAUCUAAAGUGACUUAGAAUUGAGCUGAGCAGACGUAGAGUGACAGCUUGAUGAUCCUGGGAUUCAAACUCACAACUGUCCGAUACGUAGUCCAGAGCCCCUAACCACCGAGUCACCACUUCCCACUCAUAGUGCCACCUCUGGUCUGGAAGACCAAGUGAAUUUUGUCAGAACCAAGAUAUGCUGCCAGGAUGGAAGACACCGCCCAGUAAUCUAUGAUGUCUGAAGUUAGGCGUUCAGAGGAAAUUAGUGAUAUUCUGUGCUGGACACAGAGUGACCGAAGCUGCUUAUACUGUAUACUGUAUAUAUUUGGCUGCACACUACACAAUGGAGCUGAUGUAUGCAAAGUCCUUCUCCCAGAGCAAACAUUCCCAGAAUCUUCUGCGGGGAUGUUUUGCCGUGAGAGACAGGGCAAGGGUGGAGGGGGGUCAGCAGGAUGCAGCUGAACGUCAACUAUAAAUGAAUCCAAUCAGAGGCCCAAGAACACACAAUAACUAGGCUACACAAAUACAUGCAUAAGCUAUGUGUAGACUUUCUCAAGGGACAGGAAACUGGAGGAAGGAAGAGUUGAGUAGUGUUUUACAAAUCCUGUAUAUGGGUGUAAAUAUGGACUACACUAACAAAAAAACCUCCCUCUUCCUUCCCAUUGCUGCUUAUGAGUGCUUUCUAAUUUCAGAUCUAUUCAGAUCCAGGAAGACUUUACUUUCAUUACUCGCAUCCCUCACUUCAGACUGUCUAAACAUUUUAAAUAGAUUUUUACGAUAGGUUGCUUUGAAAGGGAUAAGUCCGUUUUGUACAGUGCAAUGGAAAAACAUUUUCACAAUCACAGAUUUUCUGCAUUUUUGGGCAUGGAUAUCAAGACAUCAAUUUUUAGCAUCCAGAUCAGAUUUUUUGCUGUUGGAUUUUUGUGGACGCAAGCUCAACAGCACCGCCAGCGGUGAUAAGAAAAAUACACAGAAUGGUAUGAAGAAGCAAGAAGAGAGACUGGGGCUGAUUUCUUUCUAGCCUAGACUGUAGAUUCAUGCAGCCUGUCAUUGACAGUCAUGUCUCUUGUGUGUUGGAGAGAGUGUAUCAAAGCUACAAGAUCAUAGCAGCUUUGCCUGCCAACUAGCAUUCAACUCAACACCUAGCAUCCAACCUAGCUAGAUAGUUAGUAAAAAAUAUGAUGACCAAUAAUGGACAUUAACAAUUAUAUGAAAUUUUUUAAUAGACUUCUACAAUGCCUGUAUUUAGAGAAUACAAAUCUACAGAACACAGAGGCAUUUUCAUCCAAAUUAGAAGGUGACUUGUUUCUUCGACUAUUGAGUACCAAAAACUGUAGUGUGUAUGUCAAACACAUGUAGUCAAAAUUCUGCCCUUCCAAGUGUCUGCUAUUACUGUCAUGUUAGAUGGAUGAGACCAAAUGAGCAUAGACUGCACACAGUGUUCUGGUUUCUGCUAGUAACCAGAAAGAUCAAACUUUCACCCAUCUGUUUAUAGUUUUAUAAAAAACUUCCGGAUCUUUUGAUGAUCAUCCAAGUGUUUUAUUCCAAAGCUAAACAAAUACUCAUGUUCUUUAUGUCCUGCUGCUCCACCAAACACUGCAUUUUUCCGGAAAUUUGUUUUUUUUUUUUUUUUUUUUACAAGCAGGGUCAUGAACUCUAAUAUAUUCUGAUAAAUUCAGACAGACAACUUGUUUUUUCCAUUUAUACCUUUCUUACAUAUGACAUUGAUCAAAAUCCAGCCACUUUGCCCAUUUUUGUUUGAAUUUGUCCCUAUUUUUAAAAGCCCUGUUCUUUGUACAUUGCUUACCAAAUCCAAAUUAGAAAUAUAGCUACAAGAAGCAAUUAAGGGACCAAGCACUUUCUGGUCCCACCCGUUUGCAGUGGAGGAAGACCAGAUGCCACUGGAACUAGGUACCACUGGGAACAUUAGCACUAGUAAAUACAUCAAUCCGUUGUUGAGAUAUGGCCUCACAUUGUUUAGGAACAGAUUUGUUCACAUGAUAUGGACAAAGUGUUUUGAAUAUUAAACAUCCAACAAGCAAGUUUUGUUUGGGGUGGCCUCAUGAUUCUGUGAACCAGUGAUCCUCCAAAAGAUGUAUGCCAGUAUUACUAAUCUGGUAAUCAUACAAAUUUGCUCUUCAUUUACAACUGCAAUUAUUUUUUUCUAAUCCCAAAAUGUACCAGUAUUCUAAAUUUCCUUUUCAAAUUAAUUCAGAGAUCACCAUUCAUUAUCAAAAGACCUUAUUAUGGACAAUGUGCUGAAAUGCAGAAAAUCAGAGAUGGUGAAAAUAUUCACUUUUUCAUUGCACUGUACACGAAUUGAGGUAUUUCUGUAUAAAAGUGCUUCCAUGUUUUAAUACCGCUUCAUAUAAUCCUAUAUAAGUGUUCAGAAAUUCUCUGUGAACACAUAACCGAAAUGAGAAGGUGCUCCGACGCGUGAUUAAUUGUUGAAGGAACACACACAGUGGGUGAUUGCUUCCUGAAGUCUUCCAGCUGGGUUAACUUGUCUGGUCUAGCCAUUCAGUUAGAAAUACAGAGGAUAAUGACUUUUGACCCUCUUCAGAUUUUAGAAUUAGCUCACAGAGGCUAGCCAACUUCAACAAACCCUUGGUAAUAAUGUUGAAAAAAACAAAAAAGAUCAUUCCUAAGUUCAGAGCGAGGGCUUGGGAACGAAGAGGCCUCUGCAUAAAGUGAAAAACAGCCAAGAGGUCUAAAAAUGUCUCUUUACUUAUAACACUGUGAAUCCUUAUGCUUACCUAUUACUCACUGUGUAGACAUGUUGUAUUAUUUCUUUUGUAUAUAUUUACGCUGAAGUAUAUAAGUAUAUGAAUAUAUUCUGAAAUUUAGCAGCAGUUAUGGAUUCCUCGUUUGAAAGUUAAAUAAACCAGCGUCUAUGAAACUUUGCAGUAAAUAGCAUCAGGGACAGCUGGAAUUUAUUUGGAUGUUUAAAUUCAUGAAGUUGUUUGGAGCGAGACGAGGAACGAGAAAUGAUCUUUUUGUUCAGCUGUUGCAUUGUACAUGAAGAAUAAUUGCACUUUUCAUAAAAGAUUAUUUAGAUUAUUUAGAUUUAGGUCUAUAUUGUACAACAUUGUACACACUUUUACACUAUGCAAACCAGUGCCAGUGUUUUAGUGUCCACUAAACAUAUUAGCUUUUUAUUUUAAUUUUAUAUUAUUAUUUUUGGAUAUAGUCCUGUCACAGAAUUGAUCAAACCACUUCAGGAAAACUCGUUUCUGAUUCAUUUCCAAUCCAGGUCACAUCAGAGUUAACCUCUGACCUACCCAAGGUCAUGUGAGUGCCACCUGAGGAUUCAUUCCUCACUGAGACCUAGAAAUGAAUAUUAAUAUAUGACAGACUCAUUAAGUUGUUAUUCAGAUAAUAUUUUUGCUCAUUAUUGGCCUGGUAUCUGCAUGUCUCAGUGUUAUUUUAUGUGUUUCAGAGUGUUUAUGUAUAGUUUGUAAUUUUUUUUUUCAGUAAAAUAAAAAUCUUAUACAAUAUAAAA